AUGAAUAACGAAAUAUCGGAGGAUGAGGAUUUUGUUGAACUUAUAAACUUUCUUGCGAAUGAACAUCGAAUACCAAGAAUAUUCAGGCAGCGUCCAGAUUAUUUUCAAUGUCUUCGUGAUUUUGAGUUUGUAGAAAGGUUUCGUCUAUCAAAACCAGCAGUAUUGUAUGUACAUGAUCUAAUUCGACCAGAAAUUGAACAUCCAACAGACAGGAACUUUGCCGUUACAUCAAGACAAAUAAUACUAAUGACUUUGAGGUAUUUUGCGUCAGGUUCGUUUUUGGUUGUGUGUGGUAAUUUUGUGGGGGUGCAUAAAUCAACUGCUUCAAGAACUAUAACACGUGUAUCAAGAGCUAUAGCUAGACUUUGUUCUAAGUUUAUUAGGUUCCCUGAGACAGAAGAAGAAAUUUCAGUAACUAGGCAAGAGUUCUAUGCAAAAUGUAAAUUCCCAAGGUGCAUUGGUGUUAUUGAUUGCACCCAUAUCAAAAUUAGAUCACCUGGAGGGGAGGAUGCAGAAAUAUAUCGACAUCGAAAACAAUACUUCUCUUUUAAUGUCCAGGCAAUAUGUAAUUCAAAUCUUAAAUUUAUGAACAAUGUAGCAAGAUGGCAAGGUAGUGCUCACGAUUCAACAAUUUUUAACAACUCCGCAAUACGAGGAAAAUUUGAGAGAUGA
Macrosiphum euphorbiae (potato aphid) is the source of this 672-nucleotide messenger RNA. Lineage: Eukaryota; Metazoa; Arthropoda; Insecta; Hemiptera; Aphididae. The record is from the annotation of a GenBank genome assembly.